AACCGUCAUUGGAACUUACAAGAAAGAGGAGCUUACCGCUGUGGAAGCGUUGACCGGUCUCAGAAUGUAGCGUAAACGCAGUCGGGUUGUAAAAGCAUGAAAAGACACAAACCUGAAAAUAAUCAACACAAUAUCAAAAAUUGUUAAACAGGAUUUAGCGGGAACCAUUUUUUGAUGGUAUUCAUGUUUUGGGAAAACAAAGCGUCAUUCGAUUUACAUGAUUUAACUGGAAAUUCGUCUGCUACAGUUGUGGAAGCGUUGACCGCGGUAUCGGAAUGUGUGGCGCAAACGCAGUCCGGUUGUAGCAGAACUAAGGUCGAAAAAAGUUUGCUUACGGUCGAAGAGCGGUAAUCAAGACCUAACGGAAACGAACAAAAAGUUUGGCAGAGUCCGAGAGAGCCUUUCGGACUGGUAUUCCAAGUAAUUAAAUGAUCGCAUUCAUAAUUUGAUUUCACUAAAUCAUUCUCUUUUUUCCUUUCGUUUUACAGAUAAUUCACCUUGAAAGAGGCGUCAUGGCUUCGUCUAUAACCCAUUUGGAUUUCACAUAAAACUGCCAUUUCUUAAAUACUUCAAAAUGUACGGGUUACUUAUAGAAAGUGUGUGCGAGUUCAUCAAGGAGAAGUUCGGCGAGGAUAACUGGCUGCGGAUCAAAGAGAAGUCGAGGGUCCACGAGUACACCUUUGUUACACACAGAAUGUACAGUGAGAAGAUCAUCCCUCGGCUUGGACAAGCGGUCCAGGACGUUACAGGGUACAGCAAAGAACAGUUCAUGGAUGAGACUGGUGUCCAGUUUGUCAAGUUUCUCAACAAGUACGAGUAUGACAGAAUGCUGAGAGUACUCGGUAGAAGCCUUCGAGACUUCCUCAACGGCCUGGACAACCUACACGAGUACCUGCGCUUCAGUUACCCCAAGAUGAAGCCUCCGAGCUUCUUCUGCACCGAUGAGAGCCUUGAGGGCCUCACCUUGCAUUACAGGACGAAGCGCAAAGGCUACACCCAUUACGUCAAGGGACAACUUCGACAGGUGGCUAAACAGUUCUACAACCAGGAAGUUUCUGUGAUUAUAGUCGAAGAGAAACAGUCGUCAAAAGAUACCUUCUAUGUUAAAUUUAGGAUUAACUUUGACAACAAGGAGUACACGGAGAGGGUGCGGCUUUCCAGUGUGAUGAAUGGACAUGCUCAACUGCGGGCAAACCUUUUCUUUGAUGUCUUUCCUUUCCACAUAGUCUUUGGCAACGACAUGAAAAUACGGAAUUCAGGUAAGUCCAUUCCUACCUAUUCAUCUUUCAAGCGGGAAGAUUCAUUCAAUCGCAUAUAUGUUGAAUUUUAAUUUUAAUUUAAAUUGCAUCACAAUGGUCCAUCACUUAUGCGAUACACGGCAGACCGGAAAGAUAGAUCGACCUAUGAUGAUGAUAGUGGAGUCAUAAAAUUGCAUUCGAGAUUCUUCUUGCAUAAUCAUAAUGACCAGGGACGUGGGGAGUUAUAAGUAUGAUAAGUGCCAUCAUACUGGUUCUUACGAUAAUGGCGAUCGCUUUGCAAUGACAAAGGUGCUUUCGAGAGAGUGAGUUGACUAUGCUGAGAUAAAUGCUGCUGGAGGGUCAGACGUCGGUUUUUCGUGAAUUUUACGUGAAGAUUGAUUUUGUUUUGAUGACUUCAAAAAAUUAAGUUCUUCACUUCACAGUUCGUAUCCAUUUUAGUUUUUUAUGUUGAAGUGUUUUUAAAAUCAGUGAAAUAUUGACCCCUUAAUAAAAAGAGAAUAGUUUAAAUUGAAUUUAUUGCAUGUACAUGAACUGUAUAUACAUGUGUUACCUUUUGCAAGUAAUCCCCGAAUCACUUCGAAAUUAGUUAAGAUGCAUUUGAAAUUGACAUUAAAUAUCAUCUUUUGUUUGGAAUCAAAAUAAAGUAUUUUGAGCCGAUCAAAUCUAACGAAAUGUUUCCCAAUUUUGUCACAAAAUACGAUGUGAGAAACAAAUGAUUCCUGUAUUUCUUACCAGCAACAAAUCACAGAAAUGAGAAUCUGGAAAAAAAAGCUGUAUCGAUAAGCCUCCCUUUGCCGAUUAAUCUAAUAAUGUGGAUCCUAUACAGAAAUUUCUUCAAUCUGCAGAGAUGUGCUUUGAGGGACCUGUUCAUAAUUAACCCAUCGGGGAUACUGAUUCUUGAUAAUUGGGAAUCAAGGGCGGUUGAGAGCGUAGAAGCCUGGCACUUUAAUCAAAUCGGUGGCAAUGAAUUUGGCAUCAGAUGAAUGGCAAGAAAGAAUCCUCCGUGCUCAAUUACUGUUGGUAGUGAAUGAUUUUUAGUGUGGUGCCCCAGCCGUGCGAUAUGACAUUGUAUAUUCAAACUUGACGAAAUUAUAAGAAAGACUCGUUCGAUAGUGUCUUUAUUACGUUACUGCCUCUUACCAAUAUAAGGAUGGUCGUUGAUAACACUAACAAGUUUGUUUUUUAGUCGUAUGCCGUUCACGUAAGCAACGGGCCGCAAAUGCACGUUAUGAUACCCUUCUUUAUAUCAUAUGGCAUCCCCCUCCUUCCAUAAGCCUAUACAUGUAUACUAAAACAUAGCUGGCUGUAAUUUCUGAAAUGAUAUAAUUGUUCUAUCAAUGUUUGAUGUCAUUUAAUAUUAUUUAUGAGGAAAACAAUGACGCAUGCUUCGAUUCAAACUUGAGAUAGCACUCAGCUAUUCUUACACAUGCAUGACAUGCCCAAUUGUUGCUCUGUCAAGUCGAUAGUGUUCCAAAUUACACUUUAGUUGUGAUGGCCUCAUCAUGAAAAGUGAACUCAAUGAUCAUGAUGAUCGUUAAUUUAAUUCUUUUACUUAUAGCAGCAAAAGCAUGAACAAAUCUUAUAGAAUCUGGUGAUAGAAUUAAAAGAAUAUUAUUGUAUUUAAAAGCUACGGGAAUAGUGGUUUUAUACAUAUACGUCACUACCAUGAUGCAUCGGACAUGUUAUUUUUUUUGUAUUAUUUUGCUUUUGAAGGAUACAAUCUGUUUGUAUUAUUGUAAAAUAUUUGUAUUUUGCUUAUUUGCUAAAUGAUUCAGUUCUAUGUUAGUUUUUUUAACUGUUAUGUGUUUUUUUUUUCUUAAAUUGCUUUGCAUUUUAGUUUAUUUUAUCUAAUUCUAUUUCAAGUGUGUCCGGGUGGAUAGGGGGUAUACCAUACCCAGGGUAGGACCAUCGUCCCAUUUUGAAAAUUCUCCAUUAAUGUAACUAGUAUACCAAGGAUAAAUGUUUGAUAUGUCUAGGUCGUCAUUUGAUUAAUUAUCUACGUCUACUGCUAAUUACUAAAACCGUGAAGUUGCCCAGACUUAAUGAAAGAGGAUAAUGAGAUCAAAUAGCUCCGCCAUCCCACAUACAUGACAUAGUUAAUGAUAGCUAUUAAUCUCAUUAGCAUGUCUACAUAUACUACCAGACAUGCUGGUCUCAUAAAAUGUAUUAUUAACAUAAUUAAUUGUAUACAAUGGUAUACCAUAACCCGCACCCCCCCCCCCCGUCUCUGUCUCUGUUUCACCCUCCCCCCCCCCCCACUCUCUCUCUCGUGCAAGAACCGCAGAGUUAUUAAUUGCAAAAUAAUGUACUUUAGCAUGUUAACGCAUUAUAUAAAUUAGAAAUCAAUGAUAAAACGUUUUAUUUUUUUGCGAUAAUAUUUUCUUCAUGUUCCCCUUGUUAUUAUUAAAAAACAAAUAUUGGGAGAUAAUAAAAUAAAAGUAAAAGCAAUACAAACGUACUCGUUCUCAUACUUAAGACACAAUAAACUAAUGAAGAAAAAGAAGAGGAAAAAGGAGCAGAAGAACGAAUGACCUGAAUAAUUCGAUUUUUUUUUUUCUGAAACGCAUUUCCAAUGCCACUCUCGACAAAUAAAAAUCUGAUAUAUACAGUACAUGUAAUAUUAAGAUUCCUUAUACGGAAUAAUAUAUUUGUGGUAUCGGCAAAACAUUUUAUUUACAUUUUCCCUCAUUUUCUCCCCACCCUUAAACAUAACAAAAGGGCAUGGUUUUAGGCUGGCCUGGAAAAGGAGGACGGGAAGACCUGUUGCUAUGAACAAUGGUACUCAAAAGAAUAAUUCACCAAAAUCAUUUUCAAAGUUCAAAUGUGCCAGACGUUGACGAAAAAGCAAAUAGUGAAGUAAAUGAAAGUGAAAAUGUCGACAAAAACAAAAUCAUGACAUAUGCUGGAAUACAAAGAAAAUAAUCAAAAUGGUGAGAGAAGUAACCAGUAGCACAUUCCUUGAAGCUACCAAGCAGUUAUCUCCCA
Lytechinus pictus (painted urchin) is the source of this 4244-nucleotide messenger RNA. RefSeq names its product soluble guanylate cyclase 88E-like. Gene Ontology annotation, molecular function: guanylate cyclase activity; heme binding. The coding region runs from base 575 to 1330 and encodes 251 amino acids. The record is from RefSeq and is a predicted model, not a curated record. NCBI's taxonomy places the organism in Eukaryota, Metazoa, Echinodermata, Echinoidea, Temnopleuroida, Toxopneustidae. Gene Ontology annotation, cellular component: guanylate cyclase complex, soluble. Gene Ontology annotation, biological process: nitric oxide-cGMP-mediated signaling; response to oxygen levels; cGMP biosynthetic process. The transcript has a single exon.